AUGACGAUCCCAAUAGGUUUGGUUCAUCUUCUCAAACAUCUCCCGCCCAUCUUGGCACCAUCUCUGGUCACAUACGUUGCUUUACCGUAUGGCCUCCGACUGCUAUACCCUGCUACGCAUGUCUCUGGCCUGAUCGUCCUCUUGGCUUCCAUCAUCGCUUCAUCUUUAUAUCUGAUCAUAUCCGCAUUGUACACCAAUUUUUCAAAUCGCAACGCUGCCGCCGCCAAUGGCGCCGUCAUGCCUCCAUAUAUCGAGGCUUCAUGGGGCGGUGUGUCUACUAUCAAAGCGCUCGUCAAUAACUUCAAGAACGGAUAUCCGGGUGAUAUAUUCAUGGAAUGGUGCGAAAAAUACGGCAACACGUUCAGCAUGACGAUCUCCUCGGAAAACAGAAUCUUCACGACGGAACCUCAGUAUAUUAAGGCUCUCCUGGCAACUCAAUUCGAUGACUUCGAAAAAGGACCCGUUUCCUUCACGCAGAUGAACACGCUGCUCGGUACCGGCGUUUUCAACUCUGACGGCAACCGCUGGAAAUUUCAUCGGUCGAUGACCCGUCCUUUCUUCAGCAAGGAUCGCAUCAGUCACUUCGACGUCUUCGACAGGCAUGCUGAUGACGCUUUAAAUCAAAGCAAGGCUCGACUUGCUGACGGAUAUCCCAUCGACUUCCAGGACAUGGUAUCUCGGUUCACCCUUGACUCAGCCACGGAAUUCCUCUUUGGUCAGGACGUCCGUUCCCUCUCAGCCGGCCUUCCAUACCCGAGCUCUUCACCACUUUCCAUCACUUCCUCGAACGACUCUCACCCUGCCAAUGUCUUCGCCGCUGCUUUCAUCGAGGGCCAGAACGUUACGUCGCUACGUACACGAUACGGCAUAAACUGGCCACUUUUCGAGUGGAACGAUCGCGUACUACCGCACAGGACAAUAGUUAACCGGUUCAUCGACCCUAUCAUUUCGGCCGCCAUCGUUAAGCACAAAGCCCGUGUUGCCGUCGGGGAUGUCGCCGAGUCCAAGGAAGUUCAAGAGGAAGAGACCUUGCUAGAUCAUCUAGUUAAGAUCACGCAAGAUCACCAGACUUUGCAAGACGAAAUUUUGAAUAUCAUGAUUGCUGGCAGAGACACCACGGCGUGCACCCUGACUUUCGCAGUUUACAUGCUUGCGGAGAACCCACAUGUCCUUAAACGGGUUAGAGAGGAAAUCCUGGAUAAGGUUGGCCCUUCCCGACGGCCGACCCAUGAUGAUUUGCGGGACAUGAAGUAUCUCCGUGCAUUCAUCAACGAAACACUCCGCCUCUACCCUGCUGUCGCUCGAGUCCUAAAAUGUAACAACAGGACAUCGAGGCAUGCCACCCUCCUCCCCGCGAAGGCGCCUGGUCAGAAGCCAUUCUACAUUCCGCCAAUGACAAAGGCUGUCUACAGCGUGUUCCUAAUGCAUCGCCGCACCGAUUUGUGGGGCCCGGACGCCUUGGAGUUUGAUCCUGAUAGGUUCCUUGAUGACAGAGUUAAAUACAUCACAAAGAACCCGUUCAUAUUCCUGCCUUUCAAUGGUGGCCCACGGAUCUGCUUAGGCCAACAAUUCGCCUACCACGAAUCAUCGUUCUUCCUGAUUAGGCUCUUACAAAGGUUCUCCGACUUCAAAAUGGCGCAAGAUGUUCAACCGGGUUGGUCGAAGCCCCCUGCUGACUGGGCAAAAUGCCCAGGAUCCAAGGGCAAGGAAAAGGUGAUCCCUGGGGCUCAUUUGACGAUGUAUGUCAAGGGUGGACUAUGGUUAAGGAUGGAAGAAGUGAAGAACGCUGAGAGCACAUAG
Molecule: messenger RNA, 1800 nt
Organism: Pleurotus ostreatus (oyster mushroom)
Lineage: Eukaryota; Fungi; Basidiomycota; Agaricomycetes; Agaricales; Pleurotaceae
Exons: 17
Coding region: 1-1800 (599 amino acids)
Molecular function (GO): heme binding; monooxygenase activity; oxidoreductase activity, acting on paired donors, with incorporation or reduction of molecular oxygen
Source: RefSeq, a predicted model, not a curated record